This is a messenger RNA of Colletotrichum scovillei, 3047 nucleotides long. RefSeq lists its product as uncharacterized. The record is from RefSeq and is a predicted model, not a curated record. Lineage: Eukaryota; Fungi; Ascomycota; Sordariomycetes; Glomerellales; Glomerellaceae. The transcript has a single exon. The coding region runs from base 1121 to 2713 and encodes 530 amino acids.
UAUCUCUCCGAUUUUCUGGAAAGAAAAAAAAAGCAAUCACACACAAUCGAAGAUAACGGCUUCCGUUUCACGCGUUCCAUCUUAUCCCUCCAGCUCCAGCCUCCAGGCUCACACUUGAAGCAGCAAGCUCCAAGGUCCCGCGUCCCGCAUCCUACGUCCCACCUUCCCCUCUCCUUUCCUUUGCACGCAGCAAGCACCCUCGACGCACCCCACCUUCGGAGAAGACGCGACGUUCAAUUUAAACCGUCCCUUCCUGGCAAGUCGCGAGCCACUCGAUUGGACCCCCAAUUUGCCCGCUGGAGACUUUCCCUCGUCAGAGAUUCGCCCUCGGCCUUUCCACACAUCUCCACUGACGCAACCGGGACGAGGAUCUUGGUGCCAGAGACCGCCAGGCGACCACACACUCCCGUCACACACCGCACCGGACUCUUUCUUUCACCUACCUUGCCAGUGCCUUACGCUGUGGCCAAGCUCAACACAGACCCCUGACACCGGAGAGUCGCGUCUUGUCACAGCACGCAGUCACGCAGGCACACCUUACCCUCGACCGUUUCUAGCCCACGACGAGCCUUGAAGAGACGAGACUUAGCUUUCUUUUGCCCUACCGUUGCCAACCUACCCUGCCUAGCCAGUGUUUACCGUCCGGGGUUAUUAGUCCAAGAAACUUUCUCAGUCCGCUUCGUCCAUUCUGGGGACCGUCUGUUAAUCACCACUCGCUCGCUUCAUUCUUUUUUGGCUUUCACCUGACCAAAUAAUCCGCCGUACGUCCCUCGAACCACCAGCACACGUUUCUUCGCGAGUGUCAACCCUCUUGCUUGCCGACCCUCUGGACGCUGCUGUGCACCCAGUUUCCUUUACACGGCCGUUGUAUUUGCAAAUAGACCUCUCCGACCUGUACAUACCUUGAAUCGUUGCCACAUUGGUCAUCGCACCCCCUCACGUUGCCUAUCGCAUAGCUUUGAGACCACCGCCGAUACCUAGCUGAGACGAGACGUCGACACCCUCUGCUCGACCACUACCGCACCCUCCACAAUAUCACGUACCCGCCCAAGAGCUUACACAUAAUCCAACCCGACUCUCGAGCUUCAGAGCAUUCGACUUUCUCAGCAUAACCGAAAUAAUGGCUACGGCAAACGAAGAGACGCCGUCGUUCCGAUGCGACUCCCCAUCAUCAGAUGCAUCCCCAACCCCAGCUAUUGGCGCUUGCCCCGAGCUUUCUCGCUGCGUCUCGACUGCUUCUUCAGUCUCCCAUGGAUCCGCCACCGAGGGCAACUCUCGUGAAUCUCUGGGAAGCUUCCGAGGCAGCACCUACUCCAGACAGUCCUCUGGGAACUACAGCCGCCGCUCCGAUAUCAGCUUCGCAUCGUCUCGACAGUCCACUUGCAGCAGCGUGGAAGUUGGCCGCUCUUCUAGUCGCCGCCGAGGCUUUGUUCGACCGCAGGGCACCGACUUCGCUGCGAGUGCUCGUCACAGAGAAAGCGUACUCAGCCUGGGAAGCAUCGCCCACCUACAGUAUUAUUUUGCGCGGACCGGUCUUCUCGACGGCAAGGGUGCUCAGCUAGCAAGAAAGAACAAGGCCAAAGGAGGACUGGAUCUCUCCUCUGUCAGCAGCUCCAGCUCGAACUCGCCAGGUAUCGUUGAUUCAGGGGGCAACAGCCCAGAGCUAGGCUCUCAACCUUUUGGCACAGGACCCAUGGUGGAAUCGCCUACCGAUGACCACUACUACUCUGACGAUUUCGAAGAGGACCCGGAUGUUCUGCCUCCGACCGCGAGCACUUACAUUCACAGAAAUAAGCCGGUGCCGAAGCCUCCUACAAUCGAAGAGCUCAAGGCGGACUUGACAGGAUCUCUCGAGAAGGCGGCUCAGGCCUUAAGACACGCAAAAAAGCAUAGGGAUAGCAGCCCUGUGCCGGAACUGCCGGAGAUUCCUACAAGAGGACAAAGCGAGCCCCCCAAGAAAACAUCAACAGGCUGGCAUGAGGUUCAGGGCAUGCACAUUCUUGAUGUCAUGACACUGGCCAUUCGAGCUGCCAGGAACUAUUACACAGCGCAUGAAGUCCCCGAGCGACUUGACGCCAUCAAAUCUGAAAAAGAGAUCCGCACGGAACUGCUCUCUGUCAUGGAGACCUUGAAGCAGAUGGCAACUCGACAAUGGUCAGGCGGAAUGAAAGACGAGGAGCUGCGCAUCCUCGAAUCGUGGAUUUCCGGACUUUUCAGCAUGUUGAAGAUUGAAGAGGAGAUGAUUGAGGCAGAAAAGGCGGAGCGAAGCUCUUGGACAUGGCUGCAGGGUGACUGGGCUGGCAAAGAAGUGGAAAGAGAAUUAGCUUUCAUGGCUUCUCUCGUCCCUCAGGCCGACCCACUACCAGACUACACGCCUGCAGCUCACGCAAGCGAGUGUCCGACGCCUUAUCUCACCAGUUUGCAGAAUGGCAUUCACCUCAUUGAACUGCACAAUGCGGCGGUGAAGAGGUCAAAACGGCGAUUCGGCUUGAUUACCACAUUCCACACCGACACAGACAAGCCGUACCGGUCUGCAGACAAUAUCAGAUAUUGGGCCAAAGCAGCAGAGCUGCGCUGGGAAGUGCUGCUCAAGGUGGAUGCCUUGGGUAUUGUUUACAAUAAUUCUCCCGAAGUCUGGGUUAACUUUGAGAAGGCUAUCAUGGAUUGGAGCCGAAAGGUCCGCGAGGAGAUUACUUCUGAACUUUUGGGCUAAGCAUUUGCUUGUCCCAGGCUGCUGUCGUUAUGAUUUAUGCACCCAAAUACCCGUCUUUUCUGGAGUUCUGUGGUGGAAUUUGGUUUUCAUUUGUUACAUUUAUCCCCUAGGCGGCUUUGAAUCUAUGCAGUACACACACACUCGACGGUUUGCAUGUUAUCUCGCAACGCCAUCUAGAUUAUGGGGAUUCUAGGAGAUUGAAGUGUGGAAAAUUGAUGGUCCAUCAAUGGACGCGAGAUAGGGCAUUCGGGCGUUGGACAUUUGUUUCUUACCAUUCUUAGUACAUAACUUUACUGGAGGCUUAUCCCUCCUAAUUGAUAUUGAUCUACGACCA